AUGGAUGAAUAUCGAAGUCAAAAUGCUUGCCUUUUCGCGACUGUAAUAGACUUUAGUAUGGAGGAAAACCAACUUGUUUACAUUUCCAAUGUAAUGACCUGCAUUUUCAACGCGUUAUUCGCCGUUCCAGCCAUCGUUGGAAAUAUACUAGUUGUGUUAGCGAUAUGGAAAACACAUCUGGCUCGUUCUCCGUCAAACAUCUUACUGUCCACGCUGGCGUUCGCCGAUCUUCAAGUUGGCUUGAUCGUUCAGACACUUUUCGUUUGUCACAAGAUGGCUGAAAUCUUCAAAGCUGAAGAGCUGUCUUGUUACGCUCGCUUUGUGUAUAUUGUGUUUGGUUACUGUAUUACUGCAGUUUCUCUUCUCACGCUAACUGCCAUCGCUCUGGAACGAUUUUUGGCAUUGCAUCUACAUUUGCGUUAUAAAGAAGUAGUAACAAAAAAACGGAUUUUAAUAGCGGCCUGUUCUUUCUGGGUGCUGGGAAUAACAGUGACUUCCCUAUAUUUUAUACAGAGGAGCGUGUUUGGCUCAAUUGUGAUAGCCUCUGAAAUAUUAUCCAUCGUGAUAACCUCUGUGGCAUACAUCAAAAUUUACAAAAUAGUGCGUCGUCAUGCCAGAGAAAUACAAUGUCAAAGACGAUUUGAUCCUGGAACGCAGGUCGAAUUAAACAUGAAAAAAUACCAGCGUUCGACGUUCACAAUGGUGAUUGUAUUUAUGCUAUCGUUUGUCUGCUAUGUUCCUUAUUCUUUGGUGAUGGUGGCCAAACUCAAAUACGGAUUUACAGUACCGGUGAAAGUUGCAACUGAUGUAUUUUCGACUGUGGUUUGUAUCAACAGCUCUCUGAAUCCGUUUAUAUAUUGCUGGAGAAUGAAAGAAAUUAAGCAGGCCGUCUGGGCGGUGAUCAAACGAAAUACUGGGGUUAAUCCCGGAGCCACCGAACAAAGCAUGAUGACUUUCAAUCCAUUACCACCCAAAAGGCUGGAUUAUGGCUCUGGCUGUAAAACGGUUUCCGAAGCACCACAUGAGAGUGUCAAGUAA
Pocillopora meandrina is the source of this 1038-nucleotide messenger RNA. Lineage: Eukaryota; Metazoa; Cnidaria; Anthozoa; Scleractinia; Pocilloporidae. The record is from the annotation of a GenBank genome assembly.